AUGUCGCGGUCUGUACGUGCAGAGACUCGUAGUCGUGCCAAGGAUGAUAUUAAGCGUGUAAUGCAAGUCGUUGACAAAGUUCGCCAUUGGUAAAUCUCUUAACAUUUUAUAGAUGCACGAGGAAAUAUUGAAAAAUUUUACAAAAAAAAAAAAAAAAAAAAUUAAAAAAAAUUUCUUCCUUGCGAGAUUUAAUAGAGAUUUUGCAUUACACAUGUCAGCUGUAAACAGACUUUUGUAGUUCUGAAAUGUUUCAUGCGUGUUGAUUGAGUAAUAGUGUUGUAUUUCUGCUUUUUUAAUAACAGUAAAGAAGGUAGCUUCUCUGUCUGUUAUUCGAAUAUUGAUUUAAGGAACCAUCAGUGCUUUUCAUGCUGACACUUUUAUAGGGAAAAAAAAUGGGUUACGAUAGGAGAAACUACUAUGAAGAUUUAUAAAUGGGUACCUAUAUCAACACUUGAUCAGGUAAACAGAAGUACAACAUCUAUGUAUAAAUAAGAAAUAAGAAUUUAUAUUUUAUUGCAUAGAAAAAGAAGGGAAAGACAGUUGCAGACAAGGAAAAUGGUUUGCCAAGAAAAAGUGGAUUAGAUUCAUCAAACUCUAAUUUUGGUCUUACGGAGGACUCAAAUACAUGUGAGUCAAAUUUUAAUAAUUCACACAUUUAUUAUUUUUUGAAUGGUAAAAUUUACAAAAGUUCUGUGAUAUCUAUUAGGUUUUUCAACAGUUAGUGAUUCUCAAGGAUUAACUGACUUUUCUGCACAUCUGGGAUUUUCAGAAGAUUCUAAUUCACAAAAUAGCGAACCAACACCUAAAAGGUUAAAGACUGAUUAAAAUUAGAGUAUUUUGUGACUGUUACUUGGGAUAUAAGACAUUUAAGAAAUCAUUUCUAUCUUAUAUGAAUCCACACAUUAUAAAAUUAUCUUAAAUUAUGAAUCGUAAGUUUACAAGUUUGUUUCAUUUUUUAUUUUACUCUAUAUUUAUUGGAAGUUUUUAUGCAUCAAAAAAAAAAAAGGAAUUGUCAUAUCAAUUAAUCUAAGUUAAAUAUAAUUUAUUUUUUUAUAUAGUGAAUUUUUUACAAAAUAAUAUGGUUUUUAUAAAAUACACAGUAAAUUAGACGGAAAUAUUAAUGAUGUUUCAUUCAAACAUUUGUAUUACGUGUUCAGUUGUCUUAAGGUAUGAUUUAAAGAAAACUAAGAAAUAUUAAAUUAUUUGUAUCAUCGCAGUAUUAUUUAAUUCAUAAGAUGCAUAGCAUUUCAUUUAUUUUCAUGUAACAUUUUAAUUAACCAAUUAACAAAACUCGACAUAGUCUUAUUAAUGUAAAAUAGAUAAUGGAACAUUUGUUUUUGCUGUAAAAUAAUAUCUCCAAAAUACAUGUAUAAUGCUACAUUUAUAUUCAAGGUAUUUAUGUGUCUAAGCAUAAUCAUAUAUUCAAUAUAAUAAUAUUGAUUAUUGUACAUAUUUCAAAUACUUUUUUUUGCAAUUUUAUAGUUUAGAACUUGCAUUUCCUGAAGUUAUGUUAUAGCACCAUGAAAUGUACAAAAUAUGCUUUGACACUUACAAAUAAAACAAUACAACUCUAAAUGUUUGAUUUUAUAAUUACAUAAGCUUUCAAAAAAAUAUAAAAAUGUUUUAAUGGAAUUAUCACUUAAUCAUUUUCAUUUGUUCAGAAAUAAUUGUACUUAAAAUGUAUAAUGUAUAAUGUUUAAGAAUCUACAUUCAUUAAAAGGAAUCAAAACAAAAAAAAAAAUAUUUCAUUAUAUAGCUAAUUAUUAUCAUUUUUCUAUGAUAACUGUAUAUAGAAAUUCUUGCCUAUUAUUUUAAUAUCUGUAUGUUAUGGAUUAUGUACAGAAAAAUAUCUGAAUAUAAAACAAAAUUCAAUGUCUUUUUUAAUCUUUUUAACCUUUGAUCUACAUUAUAACAAAUGAAACCAAAUCAGCUUUUAAUAUUUAUGAAAUCUUAAAAUCUUUAUAUUAAAUUAAAUUAUAAGUUGAAUAUACUUUUAGUUAACAUUAUACGUUAAGUAUAAUAUUCAAGAUUUUAUUAGAUAAUGUAUAAGUUGUUUAUAACUUGUUCUAUUCAAUUGUUUUAAGAUUUUAGAUUUGUGAUAUUUUGUAA
Heterotrigona itama is the source of this 2109-nucleotide messenger RNA. NCBI's taxonomy places the organism in Eukaryota, Metazoa, Arthropoda, Insecta, Hymenoptera, Apidae. The record is from the annotation of a GenBank genome assembly.